Molecule: messenger RNA, 560 nt
Organism: Ostrinia nubilalis (European corn borer)
Lineage: Eukaryota; Metazoa; Arthropoda; Insecta; Lepidoptera; Crambidae
Exons: 3
Coding region: 21-560 (179 amino acids)
Source: RefSeq, a predicted model, not a curated record
AAAAAGUUCUGGGUGCCAUCAUGAAGGUUUUAGUGAUGUGUGUUGUGGUAAUAUAUUUUUCGGAUACAGUGUACAGUAUGUCUGUUAACGACUUUUUCAAUAGUGGCUGGGACUCGAUAAGCUCAGCCUGGCACAGGAUGAUUGUUGCCAUCAAGAAGCCUGUCAGGCCGAGGAGGUUGGGGUCCAUUGGAAGACGCAAAACCACCACCACUACACCAGACCCCUCGCCAAUCUUCAGCAUGGACACAACACUAGUACCACCAACGGUAGUGCCUCCAACGACAAUCAUCAAACCAACGCCCACCGAACUGAUCAUACCCUACGCUGGCAAAGCCCACUCCUCGCCCAACCAGGCAGUAUCAAUCGAAAUGCCUCCUGAAAUUAGAAGGAUAGCAUUCACUGAGAACAAUGAACCGGUGACGAUGCCAGGGGAUGGUAAGGUGAAGGUGCCAUACCUUCCAGAACCGAUUUGGAAGACGCUGGAAGACUGGAAGCAGAUGCAGAGACCGCAUUUCGUGAAGUUACUCAGGGGUGAUAAGGAUAACGAUGGAGGUGUGUAA